Vigna umbellata (rice bean) is the source of this 1119-nucleotide messenger RNA. The record is from RefSeq and is a predicted model, not a curated record. Lineage: Eukaryota; Viridiplantae; Streptophyta; Magnoliopsida; Fabales; Fabaceae.
UUCUAAGGUUUUCCCUGUUCAAUCUUUUCAGUGGCAAUGGAAGGGCAACGACCAAAUGCAGAAGAUGAACUUAUUCUCUCAUCCCUCCCCAGAGAGAGGGGUUGGGCAAUCCCUGAUCUCUAUCUAUUCCAAGAAUUUUGGUGCCCUUCAAUUCUUAUAAAAGAGGUAAACAUUUUUCAAAAGCAGUUUCAAGCAAAAGACAGUGAUAUUUUUGUUGCUAGUUUUCCAAAAUCAGGCACUACUUGGUUGAAAGCCAUUACAUUUUCCAUUGUGAAUCGCCAAUGCUUGUCUUCCAAUGAUAACCAUCCAUUGCUUACUUCAAAUCCUCAUCAACUUGUUCCUCAUGUUGAAUUUAUGUAUCGUGGUGAUGUCCAUUGCCCAACUACUGAACCAAGAGUGUUUGGAACUCACACUCCAUUCCCUUCCUUGCCCAACUCCAUCAUUGAUCAAUCUAACUGUAAGAUAAUUUAUAUUUCUAGAAACCCUUUUGACCUUUUUGUUUCAGCAUGGAGUUACUUUGAUAAAAUUAAGCUAGAGCCUUUGUCCACAUUGAAAAUUGAAGAAGCUUUUGAAAUGUACUGCAAUGGGAUAAUUGAGUUUGGUCCAUGGUGGAGUCAUAUGCUAGGUUAUUGGAAGGAGAGCAUGGCCAAACCAAACAAGGUUUUGUUCUUGAAGUAUGAAGAUCUUAAAGAGGAUGCCAAUUUUGAGGUGAAAAAAAUUGCAGAUUUUUUGGGAUGUCCUUUCACUCAAGAGGAAGAAAACCAGGAAGUGAUCGAACGCAUAAUCAAGCUAUGCAGCUUUGAGAAGAUGAAGAACUCGGAAGUGAAUAAAUCUGGAGUGAUUUACCAAUUUCUGGAGAAAAAGUACUUUUUUCGGAAAGGAGAAACCAGAGAUUGGAUAAACUAUUUUUCUCCUUCCAUGAUAGAAAAACUGUCUAAAAUUAUCGAAGAAAACUUUGGCGGAUCAGGUCUGUCAUUUAUAAUUUAGAAUAAUGCAUUGUUGUAAGAUUCCUAAGUAAAUAAGUUGCUGCACAUAAUAUAAGUAUGCACUGUAUUUAGUGAGAUAAAUAUAUUGUCACUUUUCUUUCAUUGUUUCUUAAAUAAAGAGGCUCGAUAUGUC